Solanum dulcamara is the source of this 468-nucleotide messenger RNA. RefSeq names its product bidirectional sugar transporter SWEET17-like. The coding region runs from base 1 to 468 and encodes 155 amino acids. Gene Ontology annotation, cellular component: membrane. NCBI's taxonomy places the organism in Eukaryota, Viridiplantae, Streptophyta, Magnoliopsida, Solanales, Solanaceae. The record is from RefSeq and is a predicted model, not a curated record. Gene Ontology annotation, molecular function: sugar transmembrane transporter activity. The transcript has 4 exons. Gene Ontology annotation, biological process: carbohydrate transport.
AUGACAGCACACUUGAUUUUGAUAAGAAAAAAUACAGCCAUCCUAGCUGGGGUUCUGAACGUGGGGAUUUUAGUGACAACUCUAUUGUCGGCGCAGUUCCUUCUACAUGGAGAGAUGAGAAUCAGCGUUAUUGGUUUCUUGUCCACAGGUUUAAACAUCAUCAUGUACAGCUCCCCUCUUGGUGAUAAGAAAACAGUGGUGAGAACCAAGAGUGUUGAGUAUAUGCCAUUUCUUCUCUCAUUUUUCUUUUUCUUAAACGGUGGCGUUUGGAUAUUGUACGCCGUGCUUGUGAGUGACUGGUUUCUUGGAGUACCAAAUGGAACGGGAGGGUUUCUUGGAGCAGUGCAGCUGGUUAUAUAUGCAAUUUACCGGAAAUCUAAUUCAUCAAAGCAAAUUGUCGAAGAUUUAGAGGAAGGAGACCAAACGGAACGCUUGCUUCCACCUUCUUCCAUCCCAACUCAAGAGUAA